GCAAAAACGCCCGCCAACAGCAGAAGCCGCGGUUGCCGAUUUUUGCUUCCGCGUCGACCUCCAUCACCACAUCUCCGCGUCUUGCGUUCUCCGACUCCGGCGAUGCAUUCCUUUCCGCAGCCAGGCUCGGUCACGAUUUGCGAGAUCAAUCGGCAACUGAUUGCGGCUGAGAGUUUAUCGGAUGAGCGAGCCAGGGAGACUUACGGGAAGAUCCUGGGUGCGGUGUUCAGUCCGGUUCCUUUCCAAGCCGAUCAGCUGGUGUCGUCUCCCAACGUGGAGCAGGAAUCAGAGCAUCAGGGGAGAAGUAACGGAGACAGCGUUGGGCGGAAGAUUCUCGGGAAGGCGUUUCAGGGCUUUGUCAACAUGUUUCAGCCAAAUUAUGUAAAUUUGUUACCAGAAGUUGGUCUCCAUGGUGUGUCCUGGCAUCAGCAUAAGCACAUAAUUGCAUUUGUUUCUGGCCAAAACCAAGUCACGGUUUGUGAUUAUGAAGAUAAGGAAGGGAAGGAUUGCAUAUUAAUUUCCGAGUCCCAGAGAGACGUUAAGGUCUUGGAGUGGAGGCCAAAUGGUGGAAAGUCACUUGCCAUCGCUUGCAAGGGCGGAAUCUGUAUAUGGUCUGCAUCAUAUCCAGGAAAUGCUGCAGUUGGCAGAUCUGGCGUUACAUCAUAUCUGGCAACUGUUUCUGGAGGAUCUGGGUAUCAAUGGGCUCUGGUUGAUUUUCUUCGAAGUUCCAAUGAUGAGCACAUUACUUCACUCUCUUGGAGCCCUGAUGGAAGAUAUCCUUCAGAGCCAUCCUAUUUCUUUCUAGUGUUUAUGGCCCUUUAACUUGCAGCCUUAUUUUCUAUGUAUAUGGAUUGUUUCUUUAUCAGUUUGUCAGAUAAUGGGACAAAUCGAUUGUUUCAAUAAUUUAACAGCUGAUAUUCAUGACUGUCAUAUGUAUAUGUUGCUCAAUUGGCUUCUUUAGACGAAGUAUCCUUGACUAUGCUUCACAUUUUUGGCAUCUGCUUCUUAUGAGAGCUCAGCAUUCACCAUCUGGGAUGUUGCACAAGGUAAUGACCUAGGGCUAAAGUCUAACUCUUCUUGGAUACAGUAUGUUGAUAGUGGGUGUUUAUGUACAAAAUAAUGUCAUGUGCACCCAUAAGCAUGCGGAGUUCAUGCAUGGACAUCUGUUGUUUUCAGAACCGUUUAACUUAAAGCCUUGCUAGAUUGUUAAACCCUUGGACCUAAACUAUUCUGUCUCGUUUAGUUGUUUACGGAUUCUUAUGUCUCAAAGAUAGUUGGGGUGAUCAAAUAAUUUUGUCUACUGUGCUAUGUUAGCUGGAAAAUUGUUGGUUCAUUCUGAUGAUGUUUGGCACAUUCAGUCAGGUGCAUUCAGUGUCGAAGUAAAUCUAUUGAUCUAAUUUUCAAUAUUUUAACGCUUUUGUGGGAAAGAAGGCUCGGGGAUUGUUUCUUUUCUGUAGAUGCAUUUCCAUUUAAUCGUCCUCUUUGAUCACAUCGGUGAGUCUGUUUUAUGUUCUGGUAUUACUGGCAGGAUCUGGGACCCCUAUUCGGCGUGGAUUAGGUGGUAUUUCAAUGCUCAAAUGGUCACCUUCUGGAGAUAGCUUUUUCUCCGCCAAAUUGUAUGUCGUAACUCCUUGCUGUUCACUGCUUCAAGAUGAAGCUUUGAUCUACGCUAUAUAUGCUACUGCACAAGCCAUGUUCUAAUCAUCAUCUUUUUUUAGUGAUGGAACAUUUUAUCUAUGGGAGACAAACACUUGGACAUCAGAACAAUGGUCUUCUUCUAGUGGGUUUGUGACAGUAAGUGCAUUAUCAAAGUCUAAAUCUAGUUGACAACAAUCAAUUGAAUCAUCAAUCUUAUGCUACUUGUGUCUGUGCUUCUGAAUAUUGUGCCAGGAAGUGGUUAUCUAGUAUUUCCUUUUUGUUUUCAUAGCCUACUUUUGUCUGUCAUAUGUGACCACAAAAUCUGUGCAAGGAGUCUGACAACGAAUUCAUAUAUACCUUCUGGAACUUGUCUCUUUCUCCUCGCCCCUCUUCGUUUUCUCUCUCUCUCUCUCUUUUUUUUUUUUUUGGGGUGCUCUGUUUAGUUUGAGACUUGUUACUAUUAUAGUAAGAUAAAUGGUAAAUCAGGGCACUGGAUCCUUUGACAUGCUGCUAAGUUUAUCUUAUCUUCAUGAAGUCUCAUACAGGUUCAUUUCCUUAUUUAAAGUGUAUUGUUUUGAUCUCUCGUCCUAUACAUGUGCUACAUCAUCUGAAACCCUUUACAUUUAUCCCCUGUUACGUUUUCCUGGAUUUCUGUGGUGUUUCUCGUGAAUAUGCUUCUUCCUUGUGCCAUCUCAUUUUUAGAAUUUCUCUUCUGAUUGUGCUCAAAUCUGAUCAGCACUGGUUUUGAAUUGUUCAUGGUUUAAAUGCACUAAGCCUAGAGAUUUUGAUUCUUGUAAUCACAGGGAUCACAAUGGGAUCGCGAUGGCCGUAUAGUUCUGCUUGGUUUCUCUGGAUCUUUAACAUUGGGCUCUGUUCACUUUGCAUCAAAGCCUCCCUCUUUGGGUAUGAAGCUUGACCAUUUAAAUUCAUCCUGAGUUGUCUCUGUCCGGAAAAGGCCACCCAAAAUUUUCCCUUUUUAAAAAAUGGUGAACUUAGAAUCUGUAGUACUUGAAUUUUGAACAUCCGGUGAUACUUCCCUUCCUUUUGUUAUCAAACUGGGCUCUGUAACUCCAUAAUAGAAUCUUGAUUUUCUUUUUAAUUGCCCUUGUAGAUGCACAUCUGUUACCUGUUGAGUUGCCGGAGAUAAUGUCACUGACUGGCAGGUAUUGUUGACAAUAAUGUUGUUUCCUUAGACGUAGUAAAGCUAGGAACAUUAAACUUAUGCUAUACUCCAGUGUGUUCUUCUAAGGGCACGUAGCACAAUCAUUACCUGCAUUUUCUCCCAAUUGACUGUUUGUGAGAGGUUCUCAGUUGUGUAAGGAUUAAGGCUACUGAAGUAUUACCUUAGCUUUCAAAAUUUUAUCAUCACUACUUCUGCGUGUUAUCGUACGUUGCAGUCGUGGGAUUGAUAAGGUAGCCUGGGAUGCUUCCUGUGAACGAUUAGCCGUGUCGUGUAAAGGAGGGGAUGAAGCGUACAAUGGCCUGAUUGCCAUAUUCGACACAAGGAGGACUCCUCUUAUCUCUGCAUCUCUAAUGUAUGUUCUGUUUUUCUUCAAUAUCAUCUCUCAUCCUUCAAUACUAUGAAUCUGAUUCGGAAAUUGCAAGAAGUACUUGACAAGAGCUUGUUAUGAUCUUUACCCAGUGGCUUCAUUAGGGGACCUGGAGAAACCCCCAGGCCUCUCACGUUUGCAUUUCACAACAAGUUUAAACAGGGACCAUUGCUUUCUGUGGUACGUCUCUCUAAAUUUCAUCUGAAACAUGUCAUCUUUUCUCAUUAGUUUCUCAUCCGGUCAUUUUUUUUCCUGCAAACUCUCUAUUUGUUUUGCAGUGUUGGAGCAGCGGGUUCUGCUGUACAUACCCUCUGAUCUUCCAUUCUUAGAGGCAACCUUCCCUCAUUGUUAUCCAAGGUAACAAAUCUGGCUAUUAAGAGAUUUAAAGUUUAAACACUUGUGUGAGUUUUCAAACUAACACUAACACUAGCUCUCCUGUUAGUGUCACACUGUUUGUCUCGUUAUCUCCGAGAAUCAUUCAACACCUCCUCCCAUCUUUAGGCAACUUUUCUUUUUGGUAGGUUUGAAACUCGGGGUCAACUCUAGUUGCCAUUUGGGAACACCUCUGUUCAAAGGAUCAAUGGUGUGAAAGGGUGAUGUCUGCAAGUUCUUGGAAGGUUCGACAUGCAUAAGCUCGUACAGAAGAAUCAGAUCAGAUCAAUGGCUCAUUAAUACAAUCCUGGUGGUGGUGAUUAGGUGCGAAUCAACGAGUUCUGUUUCUCUCUACGUUUCGACCAAAAGGUUUGGAUUGGCUUUCUAUGUGAGAGUUUGCGAACUGAGAGCGGCCCUCGAGAGGGAUGUUUUCGGAGCCUAUUGAUGGACCAAGGUUGCUCCAAAACCAGCCUCAGAUUGUGAGAGAUGCUUUAGUUAGGAAAGUCCAAACUAGUCAAGGAAAUCGUUGUCUCUCCCUUGUCAUAUAUUCCUUUCUCUAUGGAAGGUUCAAAAAAUCAAAACAUAGCUUUCAAGACCCUUCACAGAUUAGUUGUUUUCUUCUUCAUAGAAUCCCUGCAAAGCAAAUGUGGAUCUCCAGAAAUGGACGGCUAGAGCCUAGAAGUGAGAACUGUCACUUGGAGGCGUCAAAGCAAAUCAUGGUCGGCCUCUCUUCCUUUUGACAUUUGGAGCCCGUUUCUCCACCCAUAGGAGAAUCGAUUCCAGUCGACGUUUUGGCAGAAGGUUCGAAACGUUUUUCAUCCACCCAAGUAAUGUACAAUUCUCAAGCUAAAAAUCGUAUCUUCUUGCGUAUCUAUUCUCUUUCUAGUCACACACCAGAAUAAACGAACUAGAAUUAUGUUAUCUCGUAAUUUAUUCCAACCAAAUUCGACUUGCCUUUAAUCGAACAUCAAUCAUCGUACUGUACGAUACAAAGAAUGACCAACCCUCUAAUAACAAACCACCCUCAUAGACGCGUGAGUGUAACUGAAAGUCCAUUGAGUGGUGCCCUCCACGUUUCAUCCUUCGUUGGUAGCACUAACUAUCAAGCUUGAUGUUUUGGGUUUGUUCCAAAUUCAUCCAAAAAAGAGAAUCAUUAGUAGGAAUAGUGUAAAUACAUGUAGAUUUUUUUAUUAUUAUAUGGAAAUGAAAUUAUCUGUAAAGACAAAGGGGAAAGAAACAAGUGCCGGAUUAUGAUAACUUCUGUUGUAUUGUUGAUACAAACUAAAAACAAGGGAAGAAGAAGAGUAAUAAAUAAUAUAACACUAAUAUGAGAUAAAUGAAAAUUUGGGAAUUAGUGAGGAAAACGGGAAUAAAAUUUGACCACUUUC
Linum trigynum is the source of this 4948-nucleotide messenger RNA. Lineage: Eukaryota; Viridiplantae; Streptophyta; Magnoliopsida; Malpighiales; Linaceae. The record is from the annotation of a GenBank genome assembly.